Hypomesus transpacificus is the source of this 3210-nucleotide messenger RNA. RefSeq lists its product as uncharacterized. The transcript is spliced from 4 exons. The record is from RefSeq and is a predicted model, not a curated record. Bases 1 to 3210 code for a protein of 1069 amino acids. Lineage: Eukaryota; Metazoa; Chordata; Actinopteri; Osmeriformes; Osmeridae.
AUGGGCAUCCCUCCGGUCAAACAGGCCACAAGUAUUUGUUACAUUGUGGAAGAGCCCCUUGAAGAUGUGGUCUCGGCCCUGAUCUCCGACGAGGAGAGUUCGGAGUUUGAGGACCACCUCGAGGCGGCAAAUGAGGCGCAACCGUCUAGUAGGGACCCUCCUGUGGAGGUUAUCCUGAAGAACGUGUUGCGCACAGCCCCCCUGUCCUUUCCUGAUGUGGAAGGGCGGGCGCUGAGUUCAAUUUCGGAGGAUGACGAGGAGCCGGCUCCCGGCCCUACUGUCACUUCUGCACUGUCUCGAAGGGCGGAUUUCCCUGCAAUCAUUAAGAAAGCAGCGGAGAUCAUGGGCGUUCCGCUGCCGGCCUCUCCUCCUGUGGAGGAAGAGGACCCGUGGGAGGUUGGCCCCCAUGCAAAACGCAUGAAGACGUCAAAACCCCUGUGCCCCACUAUGCCAAAGCUGGCUGAUUACGUGCAGGGCUCCUGGGAAGCGCCUUUGAUGGCUAACGCGCCAGUCAAAGCGCUGCUCCCUUUCACGAGGGUGACCGGGCUGGGAGAGGCGGUUAAGACCGGCCCCCCGCCCUUGGAACCGUCCCUCGCGGCAUACCUGGUUCCAGGGGCCAGCGCGUGGAUGACGACUAAGAAGGCAAACCUGCCGUCCUCCCGUGACAAGCUUACUGCCUCUCUGGCAGACAAAGCUUAUGUCUGGGGUGCGCAGGCAGCGGCAGCCUCCGGCAACGCCGCCCUUUUAACGGCGGCGGUCUCAAAGCUCUCGACGGAGAAACCUGAGGGCCUGUCGCCGGAGGAGACGUCGUGGGUGGCCAGGAUGGCGUCCGCGGCGCUCCACCUGAAUCAGGGGGCGGCCAUUUGUGCAGGCAGAGCAAUGGGCAACAGCCUUGUUGUUCAUCACCACCUCUGGCUGUCCCUGACGGCCAUGAGAGAGGCGGACAAGUCUGCCCUGCUGAAUGCCCCGGUGACGGGCGAGGGCCUGUUCGGACCGGCUGUGGCUGCAGCGUCCGAACGCUUCUCGCGCCUGGAGGAGGAGAGGAAGCACCUGCUGGGGCAUAUGCCCCUGCAGAAAAAGGCUAACGCUGCUCCCUUCUCUAUCCCUGCAGGUGCCACACAAGUUACUGAGCUGAGCACUCGUACUGUUGUCGAGCGGAGUAAUGAGUUGGUUUCGGUUCGCGAGUUUCCAACUACUAGCGAUGCCAAACCAUCGGGCACGUACAUAGCGGAGUCUGGCCCAGCUAGCAAGCGUGUGGCCAGACCGCUAGCCGCCCCCAUGCGCCAUAACACAGCGUGUGACUCUGUUAUCACGUUACAUGAGCCACCGCUGCAACGUUACGCGCAGAUCUCUGGUCGCGCUGUGAGUCUUCUCGAGGAUCAUAAUGAGGACAGCACUCAGGCCUCUUUUGGCCUUGAGACGCUGCUCCAGCCCUUUCGAGUUGACCCCGCCUUGGGCUGUGUCGCCGAGUCGGUGCACAGCGGCGGCUGGGGUCAGACGAGAAUAGCAAGCUUGCUGACCAAAGGGACGGUGAUCCCUGUCCCCAGAGAUCAAGAGAACUCGGGUCUCUACUCCCCUUAUUUUUUGGUUCCCAAGAAAAACGGGCAGAUGAGACCGAUUUUAGAUCUGAGGGUGCUCAACGAGAGUGUGGCCAAACGGCCCUUUCGCAUGCUGACGAUAAAGCGUUUGCUGACUUGUGUGCAGCGGAACGACUUUGGGAUCAGCAUAGAUCUGAAGGACGCGUAUUUCCAUGUGCCUAUCAAACUGAAGCACAGGAGAUUUCUGCGUUUUGCCUUCGAGGGGAAGAAGUACGAGUACACGCGCCUGCCGUUUGGGUACGCGCUGGCUCCUCGAACUUUCUCCAAGUGCGUGGAAGCAGCUCUAGAACCGUUACGGCGGAGGGGUAUACGCAUUCUGGCGUACCUCGACGACCUGUUAGUUCUGGCUCAGUCUCCGGACAGAGCUAUCCAGGACGCGAUCUCACUGGUGACUCAGCUCAGCCAGUUGGGGUUCGCGGUCAACUGGGAGAAGAGCGCUCCAUGGCCCGCUCAGCAGUUUACCUACCUAGGUAUCCAUUUGGACACUGUUGGGAUGAGAGCCAGACUGUCGGCACCACGGAGAGAGGCUAUUUCGAUAGCUCUCCGUGCGUUCCGGGUCUCACGCACAGUCACCGCACUGUCGGUGAUGUCCCUGUUGGGGUUGAUGGCGGCGGCUCAUGUAGUAGUGCCAUUGGGCCUGUUAUACAUGCGCAAGCUGCAGAGAUGGUUCGCUCAGCUGCGGUUGGAUCCGGUGCGACACCGCCGCAGACUGCUAGUGAUACCGAGAUCAGUCAAAGCCGAUCUGAGCCAUUGGAGAGACCCGCGUGUCUUGACGCGCGGAGUCGACAUGGGCAGAGUGACAUCUCUCUACCCGGUCUUUACGGACGCGUCCUUGACCGGGUGGGGUGGAGUAUGUCAGGCGGGCUCAAUAGGAGGAAGAUGGGAACCGUCAGAGACGCGUCACAUCAACCUCCUGGAGCUCGAAGCGGUUCGACUGACUCUGUGCCAUUUCGCGCUGGUGUUGAAGGAUCAAGACGUUCUCGUCAGAUCCGACAACAGGGCGACGGUGGCUUACAUCAACAGACAGGGAGGGGUGCGCUCUCCAUCUCUUCAUCGCUUAGCGGAGGAAGUGUGGACUUGGGCUUUCACGCACCUGCGCUCCCUGAGAGCUCAGCACAUUCAAGGUCUGCUCAACGAAGGAGCGGACCUGAUGUCAAGGGGCGGCCCGAGAGAGGACGAGUGGAGGUUGAAACCGUCCAUCGUUUCUCUGAUCUGGGCACGCUUCGGCCGAGCACAGGUGGAUCUGUUUGCGUCACGAGCCAACACACAGUGUCCUCUAUGGUUCUCGCUGCGCACACAGGACAGACCUCCGCUGGGAGUCGAUGCGUUCGCGCACCGUUCCUGGCCGAGAGGUCUACUGUACGCAUUUCCACCUCUGGCCUCCAUCCUUUCCUUGCUGGCUCGGGUGAGGUCGGAGGGGCUGUCGGUCAUUCUGAUAGCCCCCGAUCGCCCCGGAGCCCCGUGGUUCCCGGAACUGAUGGGGAUGAUGGUAGGCGGGCCUUGGCCCAUACCUCACCAGAUGGAUGCGCUCUCUCAGGCCGGAGGCCUGGUGAAGAGCCCUCCAGUGAUCGGAGGCCCACUUAUGGCCUGGCUACUGAGAGGGAGCUCUUAG